UUUUUGUGAAUCGACAAAAUAUUUUUCUUUUAUUUUUUUAAAUAAAUUCUGCAUAAUCGCAAAGGAUCUUAUCAGUUCGUGUCGAGAUCUCUUUUGAGCCGGACGAAAUAUAUCAGAAUGGAGAAAUUAAUUUUCUGGUUUUUGACGUGCUUGCUAGCAGUGGAUAUUGGAGCCUUAAAUCUUCCUGUACCGCUUCCCGUACCUGUAGACACUCCAGUGCCAUUAGAUAAUUUACCAGUUGGUGAUUUACCAGUCGGCGAUUUACCAGUUGGUGAUUUACCUGUCGAUGGCCUACCAUUAGAUGGACUUCCUGUCGAUGGCCUACCAUUAGAUGGACUUCCUGUCGAUGGCCUACCAUUAGAUGGACUUCCUGUCGACGGCCUACCAUUAGAUGGACUUCCUGUCGAUGGCCUACCAUUAGAUGGACUUCCUGUCGAUGGCCUACCAUUGGAUGGACUUCCUCUAAAUGGUCUUCCUGUCGAUGGCCUGCCUCUAAAUGGUCUUCCAGUAGAUGGACUUCCUCUGAAUGGCCUGCCAUUAGAUGGACUUCCUCUGAAUGGCCUGCCAUUAAAUGGACUUCCUCUAAAUGGCCUGCCAUUAAAUGGACUUCCAGGACUGGGAAAUUUAGGAAGUUUGCUUGGUGGACUUCCAGGAUUGGGAAAUGCUGGAAAUUUACUUGGUGGAUUGGGAGGACUAACUAGUCUUUUGUCAGGCUUGCCGGCACUGGGUGGACUAGGAGGACUUCUUUCCGCAUUGAUUGGUGCAUUAAAUGCAGUUCCUGGCUUAAACCAACUAAUUAAAAUGGUAUUGGACAUUGUGGUUGCUCUACUACAAGGCAUUGCAAAUCUAACAGGAGUAGAUGCUCUAAAACUAUUAUCAAGUAUUCCAAUAAUUGGCCCACUUGUCUGUGGACUUUUACAAUUACCUGGAUUAUCAGGCGGUCUGUUCGGCGGUGUUCCUGGACUAGACGCUGUAACUGGAUUGUUGGGAGGAGCAGGUGGAGCUUCUCCACUUUCCGCUUUGGGUGGAUUGACUGGCGGUGGUGCUUCUCCACUUUCUGCUUUGGGUGGAUUGACUGGCGGUGGUGCUUCUCCACUUUCUGCUUUAGGUGGAUUAGUACCCAGCUUAGGAGGUUCGCAGUCGUCUGCAAUUCCUGGAUUAGACGGAUUGGGUCAGUUAUUGAGUUUGGUGGUGAAUCUUUUGUGUGGAAUUUUAUCUGCUCUACCUCAACUGCUCGCAGGGUUACCACUUGGUAAUCUUUUGUCAUCUUUGCCAUUGGGUGGAUUACUUGGAGGUCUUAUACCUGGAUCAUCUGGCGGGGCUUCUCCACUUUCUGCUUUGGGUGGAUUAGCUGGUGGUGGUGCUUCUCCGCUUUCUGCUUUGGGUGGAUUAGCUGGUGGUGGUGCUUCUCCGCUUUCUGCUUUGGGUGGAUUAACUGGUGGUGCCGCUUCACCACUUUCUGCUUUGGGUGGACUAUCUGGAGGCGGAUCGUCUCCACUUUCUGCUGUAGGUGGCCUAACUAACUCCGUUCCAAAUGUGGGAGGUGGAAGUGGAGGAAAUGGAGGAGGAGGACUCAUUAAUAUUCACGAUAAUGACUUCAGCAUAAUCAAAAUCGUUAUCGGAGGAAGAUAAGUAAUUCGUAAGUUGAUAAAAACAUUAACAGAAACGGUCGUUUCUGAUGUAAAUAGAGAAUCAAAAUAAAUUAUGAAUUUUCCAAGUGUU
Bradysia coprophila is the source of this 1722-nucleotide messenger RNA. RefSeq lists its product as uncharacterized. The record is from RefSeq and is a predicted model, not a curated record. Lineage: Eukaryota; Metazoa; Arthropoda; Insecta; Diptera; Sciaridae.